ACACAUUCCUUAAGCCAGCGGAGGGCAGUGCCAGGGCGGAGGAAGCGCUUUGACACGCUGCUGGCCGAGCACAAGAACAGAACGAGGGAGCGGGAGAGGGAGAGAGAACUCCAACAACCCCAUUCCCAGCAAAACCUCUCUCUCAGGGACCCACACCCCACCUCCCACCUUGCCGCUGCCCAUGAUGUCCACCAGGUUGCUCAUGGCAACGGCCCUGCCCCAGACACCACUAAGCCUUCGCCACUCAGCAAACCCAAAUUUCACAGCCCUGGUCUUCCUCGACUAAACAGUAGUCACGGAGGUGGUACCCCUGGAGACCCUGCUGUAGUCCAAGAGUCACCUCACCAUCCCCAAAGUACCCCUGAUGGUUUUUCCCGACCCUCCAGUGACGAAGGAGAGAACGAGGAACGGGAGGACAACGCUGACAAACUGGACUGUCACUAUUCAGGUUAUCACCCUCGGCCGGCAGCUUACUGCACAUUUGGAAGUCGACUAUUUGGCAGAGGCUGUUACUCCUUUGACCGGCGGUGGGACAGAGUGCGAUGUACCCUAACCACAAUGACGGACAAGCAUGUCAACUCUCAGAUGUGGAAGAAAAUCCCGUUGGCCUUGGAGAACUCCUCCUCCGUUGCAUCUACGCAUAGGACAAGCACAAAUUCCCAUGGUAGCACUCCCUCUUCAGGCUUCCUGGCCCCCCCUGCGACCCUGUCCCAGACUCCUUAUAGCCAAUCCUACGAGGGUAAAUCCAUGCUCUCCUAUGGGACCACCUUGAAUGCCCGCAGCUCCCCUCAGGGCGGGGCUGAGCACCCGGCCUACGGCAUAACGCAGGCCCGACAAGUGUCUUCGUUGCCGCAGAUGCCUUCAGUCCACUCGUCGUCAUCCUCUUCAGCUCCUUCCCUAGCCUCAGGCCGGGCACUCAAGUCUCGCUCCUCCAGCAGCAGCACUACCAAGUCGUCAUCGUCCUUCAAGCCAAAAGAGGUCACCUCUGGCUCUUCCACCCCUGUCAUCCCCAACUCCACUGGUGGGGGUAACAGCGGAGCCAAUAGUAACAGUAGCAGCACUAGCUUCAGCUCGGGGAAGAAAAGAAAGAACAGUUCUAUUCUGUCUUCAUCCCACGGCCCCCCUGAUUCCUCGUCUUCUAAUGCCAACUCUUCUUUCUCCUCCUCGUCUUUUAAGAAGAACUGUGCAAAUGUCGGCAGCUCAGGGAGCACUUACCACCAUGGCUCAUUAGGUCCUACAUCCUCAUCGUCGUUAUGCUCCUCCCACAGUGGAGUCCACAGUGUGGGGCUGAAUUGUGGCCCCACCGUGCGGACCAACUCACUCAGCCUCAAAGCCGAGCCCUCUGGAGGGUCAGCAGGCGGCUCCUCAGGACCGUCAGCCAGGGGUCCUCCAUCAGGCAGCCCUGCGGAGUCCAUUAAGCGUAUGAGUGUGGUGAUGAACAGCAGCGACUCCACACUUUCCCUAGGGCCCUUCAUUCACCACCAGUCCUCAUCUGACCACCACACCAGCUUCAGCCACCACCCCUCAGACGGGCGCUUGGAAGGAAAAAAGCGCAAAAGCUCUCCUGCAUCCACUGGCAUUACUAGUGGAGGUGUAGGAGGAGGGGGGCCGGGGAUGGGACCAGCGGGAACAGGUAGACCCAAAGUGGCCAAGUCACCUGCCAUUAACAACAUCCAUGGGAAGCAUGGGCGGAGCAUUUCAGGGACGCCAGGGCUACCCAACAACUCCCAUUUACAUCAGCCAAAGGCUCGUCCCUGACAGUGGUGUCCGGCUUCUGGGUAUAGAAGCGGUAGGCGGACAGGGAAUAGUCCGGAGCAGCCCACUAACUGCUCCUGACUGCACGAGGCCUUCUUAAGUCAAACCCACAUUACUCUCAGCUUCCCACAAUCCUCAGGGUGGAGAUGAUCUGGACUGCCCAGUGAAGUCAAUGUGGUCCUUACUAUUUCUCCCAAAGCCAUGUGUGUGUAUGUGUGAGUGUGUGUGUUUGUGUAAGAGAGGGGAAGUGGUACCGUUUGGGGAAUGCGUGGAGUGCCAGGGGUUCUAAUGAGCUUGUCAAGGACCCCCCCAUGCAAGUGUCACCCCUGUUCUCUGAGAGGUCUUCCGGUCUGGUUCGAGGAAGGAGGAACAUUAGCAACAGCAAUGGGUCUCUUGCUCAUUGGGUUCAGGUUAAGGGCUGCAGCAACAAGCCGUCACAACUCUGAGCAACUAGGAAGGCAACAUGCUGAUCUCCUCUGCAUUUGUAAGAAUGACUGUGUGAAUGCGUGUGCGUGUUAAAGUAUUUUCGUCAUGUCAAAUUCUGCUGGACUACUGGAAUUUCCGACUUAAUUACACCCCCAGCGCCUGAUCUCAGAAGCCUUGGAUUGGAUUGCAGGAGGAGCAGCAAACUGUUACUUUCAACACCUUAAACAACACACAAUCACCUUGUUGUUUCACUUUCUUUUGGUUCAACUCUCUGGUGACAUGUUGAGAAACCUCGGGUCACACGCAGGAGCCUCAGAGAAGCCCCUUAGGACGAUCUGGUCUGGUUUUAUUAUCCAGAAUAAUUAUGCAAGUGUUACCUUUAUAUGAUUUCUUAUGAGCUUUUUACACUGAACUACAAAGAGUCUUUGUAGGCGUGGUGGAGAGAGUUGAGCUUUCAAAUGUGAAUAGGACGCCUGAUGUGCCCAUUCGAUUGAAUCUUUUGUCAGCUUGGUCUUUAGGACACCUGUUAAUUUUCUGAAUCUUUCCAUUGUGCAAAAUGACAGCAACAGUAGACCUACCCUCAACUGUGAACAGCACUAAAGAACUACUUUCUCCACAGGCACUGCUCAGUUGUCUUCAGAGCUAGCCAACAGCUGCUACCAGCUUUGCCAACUACUUUCUUUUUUUUUUUUUCAACUAAAAGGUGGGCAUCAUGCUCAUGAAGCGGUGAUGUUGCAUUGCCUGUGUGGAUAUGAAGAAAAAUCUGUGCAAACCGUAUUAUUAGCCACAAAUGACCUACUUUUUACCCCGCACAGCUGUAUGAACGCGCACAGCAGCUGUGGGCAGAUGUGAAUUGUAAUUUUUUUUUUUUUUCCUACGUAGGGAAUCAGGUAUGGUACGUCUUAACUGGAGCAAACUUUAUGCACGUCACCUGUCUUCUGUGGUUUCGAUUGUCCCUCCUGUGUGUAACCACUACCCCAGCUCUGGAUGUUAAAACGUUGGAUGCCUCACCAAAACACUAAGUUAUGUGUGUGUGUGUUCAGAAAACAUUUGUUGCAGAACAUGGCCAGGCAUUUUUACUCUAUUCCUUUGUCAAAAUGGAGUCUUAAAUCAGGCAAUACUUGCCCAUCUCACUGGGACGUUUGCUUCUUUUGAGAGGUCUUGUGUGGGUUUUAUGGUGCAAGAUUCAUAGAGAUGGCUUCACGGGACAUAUUUCAACUUUUGGCAACAACGUUUUCUGUAUGAAAGCUUCACUGAUGUCAGAUAGUAAGAAGUGGAGUUGAUUUUUUUUUUUUUUAAAGCAUCAUUUAGCUUAUAUCUUCUAGCCUAUGUAUCAAACACGUAUUGAAGUCUCCCUAUUUGAGAAUACAUAUUUUGUUAACAAUUGUACAUAGAGAAAUAUGUAUUUUUGCAAAGGCAUUUUUCGUACAAGCUGAAUAUUUGGUACAGAUUUUAAAAAAGUCAUUAUUUAUUUAGUAAAAGGAAAAAGAAAAAAAAGAUGGAAAGUCAAGAGUGGUUCACUGCCAAGUCUAUAUAAUGCAAUACACCGAUAUGUAGAAGGUGAAGCGUCUCAUGAAUCGUGUACUGAAAACCUUUAGAGGAAAAAGUGUUGCCACUGUAGCAUGUGUCGGUCUGACAAAGGAAACCUUUAUUCACGUUUCAAGGUCUCAAUCACAUGUGCUUUUACAAGACGUUUUAUGUUGCCUCUGAAUCAACACAACAAAAAGCUACAUUAUGACCCAAUAUAGUCUGUGAUUUAGAAAUGUCCUGUAGGCUUGAAGCUGCUCUUUGUCUAGCUAGUUUCCAUGGGACUCCUCAGUCACACACUUUGGAAACCUGAAUCUCAUUUCAUGAUUGAAACAUUUGUGUUCUAUAGAAAUGUAGAAGGGGCUUCAGCAAUCAUUGCAAAUAAGAGGAACACUUCAAACAGUCCGCCUGUUUGUGUUAUUGUUGCCAAACAUACAAUUUGAAUCACAGCUUUGAAAAGAAAUAUCAAAUUAAGAAAGUGCCUAAAUUAGUUUCACCCUGACUGUUUGAGGACAGUAUUCUUUGGGUUGUUUUACCUUACUUGAAUGUUCAAUGUGUUUAGGAGUUUGCUUUUAAAUCUGCCUAUGAACCCUAAAUGUGGUAAAAACCUGAGCUUGUCAGCUGCCCGUUAUGAAAGACUUUAGUAUUGUGUGUUUUUUUCUUCAUUUGGGUUGGGGGGGGGGGGGAGACGGGGGGGGUUAUCCAAGUUUUCCAGACAAGACGUCAAGAUCUAUUGUCAGCCUCAGUGUAUGGCCUAAGGCCUCCCCUGGUUUACUGGGAUAUUUGUACACAACAUAAACUUCAAUCAAGUGUUUUUGUUUACCCUCAAACUCAACGGAUAUCCUGCAACCGUUUCAUGUGAACAGAAACCUUGUGAGGAUGUUUGAAUGAUUAGCACCAUAGACUUGGAAUGUGAAAGAAAGAAUACAGCUCGUGUUUGGGAGGAAAACAGAAAUCCACCAUUCAUACUAUGUACAAGUGUGUAUAGGUUUCUUUUGUAUCCAUUAUCAGAAUCAUUUUCAGCUGGACUUAUGUAUUGGCUGCUAUGUAAUUCAUGAACAAAACAUAGGUUAGAAUUAAUAUUUAAAGAAAAAAGAUUGUAUAGUAUAUUUGUUUUGUAACAAGUUUCUGUAAAUAAAAUAAUUUAUACUGCUAUUU
Labrus bergylta (ballan wrasse) is the source of this 4866-nucleotide messenger RNA. Lineage: Eukaryota; Metazoa; Chordata; Actinopteri; Labriformes; Labridae. The record is from RefSeq and is a predicted model, not a curated record.